Messenger RNA from Talpa occidentalis (Iberian mole), 6269 nucleotides. It is a transcript of the gene FBXO38, whose product is annotated as F-box protein 38. Lineage: Eukaryota; Metazoa; Chordata; Mammalia; Eulipotyphla; Talpidae. The transcript is spliced from 22 exons. The record is from RefSeq and is a predicted model, not a curated record. Gene Ontology annotation, biological process: protein K48-linked ubiquitination; SCF-dependent proteasomal ubiquitin-dependent protein catabolic process. Gene Ontology annotation, cellular component: cytoplasm; nucleus. The coding region runs from base 2008 to 5574 and encodes 1188 amino acids. Gene Ontology annotation, molecular function: protein binding.
GUGGGCUUGCUGGUGAUUGCCCUCUGUAUGAUACGUAGCAUCAUACCUAAAUAUUUGGCUGAGUUCCAAGCAAGUGAAUUUUUAUAAACUCAGUGACAUUUAAAGGGCAGGCUAUUCACUCAAAAUUCAAGUGGAGGUAGUGUAUUAAGGCAGCUAAAUCUGGUUGACACAGAACCACAACAUUGUAAAAUAAUAAGGACCAAUAAGUCAAUUACAAGAUGAGGGAAUGGUGUGGAUUUGGUGAAGAGAAAAAGGGAGACGGCUAAGGAAGGUUUUUACUUCAGGGAUGAAAAAUCAAAUACGUAGUGGCUGCGAAGGGUUCGAAUUGUCAGUUUCAUCAAAGCUGAAGCCUGUGCUGAAAUAGAGGUGGAGGCUUGUCUGAGUGCUGGAGCGAUGCACGAAUGGCUUGGUCUGUGCUGGUUAAUAAUCAUGUUGAGGCAUUUGUGUGCUGCACUGUAGCUGUUUUAUGAAAAAAUCUAAUUGCAUUUUUGCCGGAGUUAUAGGCUUGUUGCUGAAAUUACUGAGUGUUAGUAAACAAGUGUGCUCAUAGGAGCAUGAAGUGCUUGGCCGCCUUGAAGCUACUGUUUGCAUCUGGAAUAAAGAAAAGACUGACAGUCAUACACAUCAGACAUUUGAGGAUUUGUUCUGAUCAAGGACUUUUUAUCAUGUCAGGGCAGGAGACUGAGAUUCUUUUCCUUUCCCCGGCAGAUAUCUGGGUGAUAAACUUACAGACCAGUUAUGAUAGUGGAAGCAAGUGUUAGGCCUCGCAGGGUGAGUAAGAGAAGGUUUCACAGAGGAUUUAACAUGUAGGAUUUUGAAGGUAGAUUAGCAGUUUUUCUAGGCAAAAAAGGGAAGGGAAGGACAUUGUAGUCAGUUAACAGCAUAUUGGGAAUGAAAGAUCAGUGUUUAGGGGACCAAGGAUAUUGGCACAGUUGGUGUUAGCAUGGUGAAAAACGAGUUGCAAGGAUUGAGUGAUGAGAUUAGAAGGUACUUUCAGAACACAUGGAAAGAUUUUAUGCCAUGGAAACUAGCAUUCCUCGUAGGCUGAUUCAAUUUUUGUUUGCUUUUUAAGAAAUGUCACAUACAUGACCAGGCUAAAGAUUUGAAACAAUGGAAAAGACUACGAAAUGUAAAAACCUUGUUUCUGCUUUCUUGAUGUUGUUCUCCCUUCCCAGACGUAACCACAGUUAAUAUAAGGUCACCUAGCCUCAGUGCAAAUACAAGCAUUCGUGUCCUUUUUCUUUAAUGCCAGUAGUAAUAUCUUAAGCAUUAUUUCUACACCUUGCUUGUUUUUCUUACUGCAUGAACAAGGAAAUGUUGAUAACUCUUAUUUCAAUGUGGAGUAUGUCAGGAUAAACAUUUAUUCAGUAAUUACUACCGUGGGCCUACUCUGUGGUAGGCUUUGCUGCAGGCAUUGGGGAAACCUUCGAAGUCAUCCACAUGGGUGUUAACAGAGACCUGAUAGCCAGGGGGGUGGGUGUAAGAUCACUGUUGUGGCAAAGUUGAUAAGAAAGCCUGUCGAGUAACUGGGAUGUGAGAGAUCAUGAUAUAUUGAGGAUGGUUUUGCAGCUUCUAACUUGAGAAUUGGUUAGAAUACACAAGGGAAAACAGUUGUGCAUGCAUGCUUGUGUGUGUGAGAGAGAGAGAAAGAGAGAGAGAGAAGGGGACAAUUUGUAGUUGGGGAAGGUCAUUUUGGACUUUUUUUUAAAAUCAGUCACCUUAUUAUACUUAAAAAGGAAAUUUUCUAUAGGGAGAAAUGCCUUUAUGUUUUUAAUUCUGACUAAUUCUUAAUCUUCUUUUAGUGUAUUUGUAGUAGUGGAAGGAGAUGGACCAACAAAAUGCCAAAGGAUGAGAAAGUUUUAAAGAAGUGGUCCCCAGCACCCCAUACUACAAAUGAAUAGGAGCAAUGAAAAGAAGAUAUUGAAUUUGCAUGAUUAGGAGGUGCUUUGAAAUCAAGUAACUAAGAGGGAGGCCUUUGUGUUCUUUGAGACUGGCCAUAAUACUGCAAUGGGUCCAAGAAAGAAAAUUGUUAAAACAUGUCUAGUGAAUAAUGAAAUCCCGGAGGAAACAAUAUCAGAUGAAACAAAGGAUUAUAUGAAUCAACUUUCACAUGAAGUGCUCUGCCACAUUUUCAGGUACCUCCCUCUGCAGGAUAUCAUGUGUAUGGAAUGUCUCUCCCGGAAGCUAAAGGAAGCAGUGACCCUAUACCUCAGAGUUGUGAGGGUCGUGGACCUCUGUGCAGGGCGGUGGUGGGAAUACAUGCCAAGUGGCUUCACAGAUUCCAGUUUUCUAACUCUGUUGAAGAAGAUGCCAGACGUCGAACAGCUAUAUGGCCUUCACCCUCGAUACCUUGAGAGGCGAAGGGUACGGGGCCAUGAGGCUUUUAGCAUUCCAGGAGUUCUGGAAGCUUUGCAGGCAUGCCCAAACUUAGUGGGUGUGGAAACUUCUCAUUUGGAAUUGGUAGAAUCCAUUUGGACAUAUAUGCCACAUGUUCAUAUUUUGGGCAAAUUUCGUAAUCGUAAUGGAGCAUUUCCAAUUCCUCCUGAAAAUAAAUUGAAAAUUCCUAUAGGAGCCAAAAUUCAAACUUUACAUUUAGUUGGGGUGAAUGUUCCUGAAAUUCCUUGUAUCCCAAUGCUAAGGCACCUUUAUAUGAAGUGGGUAAGACUCACUAAACCACAGCCGUUCAAAGACUUUCUUUGCAUCAGCUUACGAACUUUCGUCAUGAGAAACUGUGCAGGACCUACAAAUUCCUUGAAAUAUGUCCCUUUAGUAACAGGCUUAGCCUCUGCCCGAAAUUUGGAACAUUUGGAAAUGGUUCGAGUUCCUUUCCUAGGAGGUCUUAUCCAACAUGUAGUAGAAGACAGUUGGAGAUCAGGUGGUUUUAGAAAUUUGCACACUAUUGUUUUGGGAGCCUGCAAAAAUGCUCUUGAAGUAGAUCUUGGUUACCUCAUCAUCACAGCUGCCCGUAGGUUACAUGAAGUUCGGAUCCAGCCUUCCCUAACCAAAGAUGGCGUCUUUUCUGCCCUCAAGAUGGCAGAGUUGGAGUUUCCCCAGUUUGAGACCCUUCAUCUAGGAUAUGUAGAUGAGUUUUUGCUGCAGAGCAGAAUGGCUAAUGCAGAUCUAGUGAAGUAUGGUUUGGCUGACGUGGUAGAAAAUCCUGGUAUCAUCACAGAUAUAGGAAUGAAGGCGGUCAAUGAAGUUUUUUCCUGUAUUAAAUAUCUGGCAAUUUAUAAUUGCCCUCAUCUACAUAACCCAUACAAUUGGAUUUCAGAUCACUCAAGGUGGGCUCGAUUGGUUGAUAUCAACUUAGUACGGUGCCAUGCUUUGAAGCUGGACUCCUUCGGCCAGUUUAUUGAAUUGUUACCUAGCCUGGAAUUUAUUUCACUGGACCAGAUGUUUCGUGAACCACCCAAAGGUUGUGCUCGAGUGGGUCUGAGUGCAGGCACAGGGAUCGGGGUGUCCUCAGCCCUCGUCAGCAACCAGAACUCUAACAAUGACAAUGAUAACAAUGCCCAGAACAAUGCCAACAUCCACGACAACAAUCACCACCACCCAGAUGACUCGGAUGAGGAGAAUGACUUCCGGCCAGACCUCCAGCCAGGAGAGCAGCAGUUUGCAGCCGACGCCCUGAAUGAGAUGGAAGACAUGGUACAGGAAGAUGGAGAGGUGGUGGCUGAGAGUGGACUUGAGACUCCAGCUCACAGUCAGGCAGUUAUUCCUGUGGAUGUUGACGAGGAACAAGCAGGACCCAGUGGUCUUCAGCGUGUAGUAAAACCAACCCCAAUUACUGUUCAUGAUUCAGAGAGUGAUGAUGAGGAAGACAGUCUAGAACUCCAAGAAGUCUGGAUUCCUAAAAAUGGUGCUCGGCGUUACUCUGAGCGUGAAGAAAAAGCCGGAGAGUCAGUGCAGUCCAGGGAACUGUCAGUAAGUGGAAAAGGCAAGACUCCACUUCGAAAGAGGUACAACUCCCAUCAGAUGGGCCAGUCGAAGCAGUUUCCUCUCGAGGAAAGCAGCUGUGAGAAAGGCUGUCAGGUCACCAGUGAGCAGAUCAAAGCCGAUAUGAAAGCAGCUAGGGAUAUUCCUGAAAAGAAAAAAAGCAAGGAUGUUUAUCCCAGCUGCAGCAGCACCGCCGCCAGCACAGUGAGAGACUCCAGCUCACACAGCACUGCUUCUCAAAGCCCCGACUUUGUAAGGACCGUGAACAGCGGCGGCUCUUCCGAGCCUAGCCCUACAGAAGUGGAUGUGUCCAGGCAGUGUGUCUGCUCCCCCGGUGGGUCAGAGGACUCUGAGGCCAUGGAGGAGGGAGAUGCAGAGAGUUCUGUCUGCCCCAGAUGCUGCUGUCACAGGCCCCAGGAAUCCCAAAGGAGAACUAGCAGGUGUUCUGAUGAGGAACGUCCUUCAACCAGCCGAGCCUCUGUUGUGAAUGGCCCGGAUGGUACGAGAUCCGCCUUUUCCUUUAGGACUCUGCCACAAGGGGGGUCGUCAGGCCCAGCACAUGAUGAGAGGACUAAUGGGAGUGGCUCUGGGGCUACAGGUGAGGACAGGAGGGGGAGCUCCCAGCCUGAGAGGUGUGACGUGCAGUCUAAUGAAGACUACCCUCGGAGGCCCCUAACACGGGCCAGGAGCAGACUCUCCCAUGUACCGCUGGUAUCUGAGUCAGAGGUUGCCAAAACAAAACCCCGUCAUGCCAUGAAGCGGAAACGGACAGCAGAUAAGUCCACUAGUACCAGUGAUCCUGUCAUUGAAGAUGACCAUGUGCAGGUUCUUGUGUUAAAAUCCAAAAAUCUUGUUGGAGUCACUAUGACCAACUGUGGAAUCACAGACCUAGUGCUAAAAGACUGUCCCAAGAUGAUGUUUAUCCAUGCUACCAGGUGCAGGGUAUUGAAACACUUAAAAGUAGAAAAUGCACCAAUUGUAAAUCGAUUUGACUAUGCACAGUGCAAGAAACUGAAUAUGGACCAGGUACUAGAUCAGAUACUAAGGAUGCCUCCUGAGAGAAACCGCAUCAUAUACCUUCGCCCAAUGCAGCAGGUGGAUACGCUAACAUUGGAGCAGAAGCUAUUUAGUGGGCCCUACCCCUAUCACAUCUGUAUCAUCCACGAAUUCAGUAACCCCCCUAAUGUCCGGAACAAGGUGCGCAUUCGCAGCUGGAUGGACACUAUAGCUAACAUCAACCAAGAGCUCAUUAAGUACGAAUUCUUUCCUGAAGCCACACGAACUGAAGAGGACUUAAAGAAAUACCCCAAGUACCCCUGGGGGAGAGAAAUUUAUACUUUAGAAGGUGUUGUGGAUGGAGCUCCAUAUUCCAUGAUUUCUGACUUUCCUUGGUUGCGAUCACUACGGGCAGCAGAACCCAGCAGCUUCGCCAGAUAUGACUUUGAAGAUGAUGAAGAAAGCACCAUCUACGCUCCUCGAAGAAAAGGGCAACUAUCAGCUGACAUCUGUAUGGAAACAAUAGGAGAGGAAAUUUCAGAGAUGCGACAGAUGAAGAAGGGGGUGUUCCAGCGAGUAGUGGCCAUUUUUAUCCACUACUGUGAUGUCAAUGGAGAGCCAGUGGAAGAUGACUACAUUUGAUCGGGCCUCGUCCUCUGCAGCUACUCUGGCAGACAGCUGCUGGGGCCUUCAGCUGCUGGAGGCUCCUCGGGCACUGGGGCACGCGCUCGGGGGGGCCCUGGCUCAGUUUGAUAUAUAGGAAAUGUACAAGGAACAUUGAAAUUGUAUACGAAGAUUUGUACAUAGAGGAAAUAUACAAAGACAAUUCCUAAGUACCAACUUUAUAUCAUAUGUUUAUACAAUUUAAUUUAAAAAGUCAUUCUGAUGAAGGCAGAUAAUUGGAAAGAGCUCAUUUUGUUCAUUUUUCCUGAUUUAGUUCAUAAAGUGUCACUUUUUGGCUGAGCCCCAUUUACAAUAUUCUUAAUCACUGUCCUCCCCUUAAAUCUGUGCCUUUUUCUUCUCGAGCGAAGCUGAGUAAAUCUGUUGAAGAGUGUUCGUGUCUUGUGUGCUUUUUUUUGUGUUACUAUUAAAACACCACCUAAACCCUAUGGUCAGAGACGGUUCUAUGUUUCUGUACAUAAUUGUGGUUCCUUUUUCUCGUGGUAUUAUAGUUGCCACAUUUCUUAAAAUCAAGUAAAAAGACUGAAGGAAAAAUGGAAAAAGACUGAAGGAAAAAUGGAAAAGUUUCCAAUUGCAUUUCUAGUUUUAUUUAUUUCCACAUCAAUUGUGUAUAUGCUUUAUCUUGAAUAUAAAAAUAAAAGUUUAUUAAAAGCUUU